ACAGAAGCGACUACACGACCACAAUUCAACGACGGAAGCCAACGCGACGGUGGCUUCCACCACGAGCGAGUAGUUCGCCUUACUAACUUGGUGACUUGGUCACUCAGUGAGUGGUCCGUCGCGUUUAAAAAGUGAUUUUACUCGACAAGUUCGGUCAAUUAUUCAAUCGGUUAUUUGUUCACGUGAUCCGCAACUUCUUCGAAUGGUUACCACCCUUGUGAGGAUCAUCGGAAAAGAUGGUGAUUUUACGACGAUAUCCAAUGUAGUGGUACAAGAACAGAAAGUGUCUAAGAAAAACAUUCUUUUAUUUCUUUCUUUUAUGUAAGUUGAAUUCCUUAGCCGCGGGUGGUCCAUAGCUAACCGUUUUUAACUGUCAAUCGGAUGAUCGGAAAGACUUAAGAGUUUGAUUAGUUCGCUCAUGACAACAAUUAAACAGUGGACUAAAAAUGGAUAUCUUUGAAGAAGGAUCGAGCUGUUUCGCACAGCUGAAUUAUUGCAGAUGCACCAAUAAGUGUCGCAUUAUCAUUACAUAAUUCAUUAUGAACCGUCGUCGAAAUAUCGAGAAGUUCAGAUUUGGUUUCAGACACCUCCGAAACUCAAGUUCGAAGUUAUUUGCUUACGAUGCAGAAAUCAAAUACAGUUUUGAAGGACAAAUAAAUAAUCAUAUAUGCGUAAUAUAUAUAUAGCAAUUCUAUGCAUUUUUUAAUCAACGAUGUAAAACGCAAAAUGGCUAUCGUUUGUAGAAACGCGUUUAUUAAAGUUUUAAAUAAAAAUUUAAACUGACAAUUAUGUGAAUAAGUGUGACAUCGUAAUGAUUAAAAAAUAAUUAAGCAUUCGAGGUACUCUUUUGUAAUAAAGUACAUGAACCGUCAGAUGUUUUAUAAGAUAACGAUAAUUUCAUAGGUGUACGAUUAUCGUAGAAAAACUAUAAAAUUUUUUUAGACUUAAAGCGUGCAAAUAUACAGUUUCUUAAAUACGUGUAUUUUGCGCUCUUUCUUUUUAAAUGCCAAGGCUUUAUUGGAGUAAGUCUUGAUGAAUGAGAAUGUAAUCGACAUCGUUAUGAAUGAAACAUGUGUGAUUAAACAAUCGUCGCGUCGAACGUGCGAAUAACGGAUGCUUACUUUCGUCAUCAGUUAUUCAUCCGGCUGAUCUAUAAGACACCAUGAUAUAGUAUCCCGAACUGCUGAAUGGCAGAAGUGGAAAACUACGUCUCACAAACGUUCGACGAAAAAAGUGACAAUAUCUAAUAUAAAAUAUAUGGACAAUAAACGAACAUUCGUAGAGAUAUAGAACUGUCAGUGAAUUGUUGAAACUUUAUUGAAAUGAAGAUUGUGCGACACAGAGUGUUGGUCCAUUUUUCAUUUGCAAUUUUGAGCAAGAAAUCGUAUUUUUAAUCUGUGAUUUGAGACAAGUGCGUCGAUCAAGAAAACGGAAAGAGAAUCGUGAAAAAAACUCACGUUUAUUACGUUUCAUUAUAUUUCCCGCGCAUGGGACCGGCGAAUGAGCUCGGAAUCCUGUCUUCUGUCUGACAUCUCGGUUCAUGAGAGCCACGCAGACGUCAGUCAAGGAUGUCGGACAGUUCGGAUCAGCUGUCAUCGCCGAACAGCGACUGCAACAGUCAGAUAGGCGUCGUGCAUCGCAAUGCAGCCGCGCAGUACAGUAAUGCGACGUCGAUGUCCGGUCUGGGGUUGAGCCACCAUCCCCAGAAUCCGACGCCGACGUCAAACGGCAGUCCCCAGUAUUCGCAGGAACUUUCUACCUGCAGCUCCGCCAGCCACCUGAACACUAAUAUCGUCAACAUCAGCGGGCUCUCCCUCAGCACUACCAAUAGCAAUUUCACACCCGAACAAAUAUCCUGCAUGUGUGAAGCGCUAUCGCAAAGUCAGGAUAUUGAGAAAUUGUCGAGAUUUCUUUGGUCCUUGCCGCCUGGAGAACUGCUGCGUGGAGGCGAGAGUGUUCUGAUGGCGCGUGCUGCCGUUGCCUUUCAUCGCGGAGCCUAUCACGAACUCUACUCGAUCCUGGAAAGUCAUCCCUUCUCGCCACGUCGUCACCCUGAACUUCAGCAAAUGUGGUUCAAAUCGCACUAUCGCGAGGCCGAGAAAGUUCGCGGUCGACCAUUGGGUGCCGUCGACAAAUAUCGAUUGCGCAAAAAGUACCCGCUACCGAAGACGAUUUGGGACGGCGAAGAGACAGUUUACUGUUUCAAAGAACGAUCGAGAAACGCCCUGAAGGAAUGCUACAUGAGAAAUCGGUAUCCCACGCCGGACGAGAAGAAAAAUCUCGCGAAGAAGACCGGCCUGACACUAACUCAAGUAUCCAAUUGGUUCAAGAAUCGCCGGCAGCGAGAUCGCACGCCGCAAAGCACGAGAGCGGACAUGAUGCCACUAAAUUGCCAAAGCACUACCAACAGUACGAUUAAUAGCGCGGUGAGCAAUGGCGGCAGCAUUCAGUCGUUGCAAAGCAUCGAUUCCGACAGUCCGAAUCUUACGAUGUCACCUCUAUCGACUAUGGGUAUGUCUCCAGUCGCUAUGAAUCCAUGCAGUCCGAUGGGCAUGAGUCCCAUGGGACCUCAUCAUGGAUAUGCUACUCCGGUUACGCCGUCGUCCGUUCACACCGCGCAUCCGCAUAAUGGUGGAUUAAGCCCCAUGAACAAUGUUAAAGCUCUUUGCUAUGGACGCAGCGUGUAUGACACAGGAAAAGACGUGGAGCAGAGCUCGGUCUACUACUCCAGCCACUCCAGCAUGCAUCAUCAGUAUUACCAGCAGACUCAUCAUGAAAUGAUGUCCAACUCCCAUCAUCAUCAUCAUCAUCAGCAAAGCGUGCCAGCCGGUUACGAGAUCAUGCUGCCGCCACCUCAACAUUCGAUGUGACCAACAGACUACGAGAGUGACCGAAAUAAUCAUGGCCAGAGCGACGACGUGCUUGCACGUAUACACGCUUUCGCCUGAUUUUAUUGCUUUUUCUUUCGUCUCGAUUCGAGUCAGAUCGCAAUAAAGAAUCGAUAAUCGAGUGGAAAAUUUAAAAACGUUCUACAAUCAGAUGACGCACUCUCGUAGUCUUCCUUCAUCAUAUUCAUUGUCUUCAAAAAAUUUACUUAAAAGAAUCGAAUAAUGUCUAUGUGCAUUAUGCGUGAAUGUAUGAUAUGUUCUGAUAAUCCUUACAUGAAUGUAUGUAGGUUUUCUGGGUUAUGCAAUUUAGAGUAUUUUGAAAAUAAUUGAUUUUUCUAUUUUUUUGAAAGAUGGAUAAAUACACGAUAAUUUUCGAUGCAUUCCGUUUCAUGCAUAAUACGCAUAGACUGCAUUUAAUGUGUUGCGUGCAUUGAUAUCUUAUUAAUGCGCACGAUGCACUUGAAAACGGAAUGGCUUAUUUGAGCGAAAAACUACCAUUAAUAAAAUGUUAUUUGCUAAUUUUUAUUUUAAUAAUAAAGAACAAG
Molecule: messenger RNA, 3433 nt
Organism: Nylanderia fulva
Lineage: Eukaryota; Metazoa; Arthropoda; Insecta; Hymenoptera; Formicidae
Gene: Six4
Product: homeobox protein six4
Biological process (GO): regulation of transcription by RNA polymerase II
Cellular component (GO): nucleus; transcription regulator complex
Molecular function (GO): RNA polymerase II cis-regulatory region sequence-specific DNA binding; DNA-binding transcription factor activity, RNA polymerase II-specific
Source: RefSeq, a predicted model, not a curated record